GGAUAUUAUCACAAAAAGGACUAAUGAGCUUCGGGCCAUGUGAGUGACCUGACUCUCUGGAAGGCACUUUUAGACGUAAGCAAAACACAAUCAACCAUGCAGAACAAUGGCUUGUUUGUGUAGGAGCAUUCACGUGGUUUGUGUACGGUGAUGAUGAGAACUGCCUCCCAAACAAUCCCUCCGUCGCUUGAGACGGGAGUAAUAGGGUAGCCUCUCUGGGGUAAAGUAAACUCCACCCUUUGGAACUUAGAUCUGUAUCAACAAUGCGUGCUGCGGAAAACAUGUGAUACUUUCAAGUGCACGGAACAGGGGUUAAAGCAACACAAACACGGUAUUGAAAGAGCAAGGGCGCUUCUGGGGUCCCUCCCGAACAGCAGUGCAAGACAAGAACGUCUCCGCUACAGUCGCAGCGCCUGCCGUUCCUUAACGUGAAACAGGACUGCACCUCGGGAUGAUUUCUGGGAUUCUGGCCGGCUGUUUGGUGGUGUUGGUGGUGGCCAUUUUGGUACAGGCUGUCGGCAGGAAACGAGACCCGAAUGAACCUCCCCUUGAGUCUGGUCCCGUGCCCUACCUCGGGGUGGCGCUACAAUUUGCCAUGGACAGUCUCAAAUUCAUCCGCUCGCGACAGAAGAAGUACGGAGACGUCUUUACGGUGAAGCUUGCCGGAAAGUACACGACAUUUGUCCUUGACCCGCACUCCUACAGCGACGUCAUGCGACAGCACAAGAUUCUUGAUUUCAAAACCGUGGGGAUGGACAUAGUAGAGCGUGGAUUUGGGACGACGCACUUCGAAAAGACGGGCCGCGCGCACGUGCUGCACACCGCUGACGCCUACUUCCCUGUCCACCUGCAGGGGAACGCCCUGGACCCGCUCACGAACACCAUGAUGGGGCAUCUACAGACAGCCAUGUUGGCUGAUAUAGGGUCGGAAACUGGCUGGAAGAAGGACGGGCUGUGGUCCUUUGUCCGCCGCAUCGUCUCUGAAGCGUCCUUCCUCACCAUCUUCGGCAAGCACAAGUCACAGACAGUGGAGCAGGAGCGCGCGCGGCUCAUGGUCGUCAUGGAAACCUUCUGGGACUAUGACAGGAAGUUCCCACAGGUCGUGGCGGGAAUACCGUUCUGGAUGUUGGGGAAAGCUAAGGAACAACGGGAUUUCCUUCUGGCGUUCCUGUCUAAGGAUAACCUGAACCGGAGAGACGUUCUGCAGCUGAUAGAGCAGCGUGACGAGGUGUUCUGUGGAGGCGGGCUGAGCGGGAAGGAGCUGGCAGGCGCGCACUUCUCCACUGUGUGGGCCUCACUGAGCAACACUCUACCCACGGCCUUCUGGACACUCUUCCACCUCCUACAGGAUCCUGUCGCCAUGGCUGCAGUCAGGAGGGAGGUGGAGACGGCGUUGAAGGAAACAGGACAGACUGUGACCGGAUUCCGGGAUGGAGGGGAGAAAAUAGACUUCACCAGACAACAACUAGCCGACAUGACCUGCCUCGGGAGUGUUGUGAACGAAGCUCUGCGCGUGAGCAGUGUCUCCAUCGUUCUCCGCCAAGCUUUGGAGGAAACCACAAUAGCCCUUAACUCCGGCAGUACCUUCAAGAUCCGCAAGGGAGACAGGGUGGCGCUGUUCCCACAAAUCGUUCACAUGGACCCAGAAGUCUAUGAGGAUCCAGAGACCUUUAAGUACGACCGCUAUCUGGAAAACGGUAAGGAAAAGACAACCUUCUACAAGAACGGCAAGAAGUUACGUCACUAUCUCAUUCCGUUUGGCAUCGGAACUUCCCGCUGCCCAGGUCGUUUCUUCGCCGUCAACGAAAUCAAACAGUUCGUCUCUCUCAUCGUCUGCUACUUCGACAUGGAGUUGAUUGACAAGGAGACUCCGCCCCUGGACCAGUCCAGGACCGGCCUUGGUGUCCUCCCGCCGAAAACCGACCCAAUGUUCCGCUACAAGAUCAAGUAACAAUCAAUCAAUCAUCCAUAGGAACCUGUUGACGCAUGACGACUGUAGACUUGUCUAAUGAUCUGUAGACAUCACAAAAUGACCAAGUAGCCUUUUUCGUUCAUUUCCUUUGAUCCAUCAUCAUGACCUUGCACUCAUUUCCCUUUCCUCUAAAUGUUUUCCAUUUCAAUCAGACUUUUAAAAGUGUUUAUGCUACACCUGAAUCCCUGGAGAAGGAGACUUCGAUCUGUUAGUACCCGGCCGUCUUUCCUCAGCCAAUCAGCAGCAGGGAUUUCUUGUGACUAAUAAAUCCACUUAGCGCACA
Messenger RNA from Branchiostoma floridae (Florida lancelet), 2255 nucleotides. Its product is annotated as cytochrome P450 7A1-like. The record is from RefSeq and is a predicted model, not a curated record. The transcript is spliced from 10 exons. Lineage: Eukaryota; Metazoa; Chordata; Leptocardii; Amphioxiformes; Branchiostomatidae. Bases 452 to 1951 code for a protein of 499 amino acids. Gene Ontology annotation, molecular function: heme binding; oxidoreductase activity, acting on paired donors, with incorporation or reduction of molecular oxygen; steroid hydroxylase activity. Gene Ontology annotation, biological process: cholesterol homeostasis; bile acid biosynthetic process.